This is a messenger RNA of Dracunculus medinensis (Guinea worm), 1698 nucleotides long. The record is from the annotation of a GenBank genome assembly. Lineage: Eukaryota; Metazoa; Nematoda; Chromadorea; Rhabditida; Dracunculidae.
AUGGCUGUAAUCGGUGGUUUUCUUUUCGGUUAUGACACAGGAAUUGUAUCUGGUGCAAUGCUUUAUGUAGCACGAAGCCAAGCGAUGAAACCAUUAACUAAUAACUGGAAGGAACUCAUAGUUGGUAUCACUCCAGGCACUGCAGCGAUCGGAGCUUUGAUAGCUGGUCAAGUUUCUGAUCGAUAUGGACGAAAGAAAACAAUUAUCGCAUCAAGUACCAUAUUUACCACGGGUGGCUUAAUUUGUGGAGCUGCACUAGAAAAAAUUUCAUUAUUCAUAGGCCGAUUUCUUCUUGGAUUCGCGAUUGGAUUAGCAUCAAUGGUUGUACCAAUUUAUCUAGGUGAAGCGUCACCUUCCCAUAUUAGAGGAACACUUAUAACAGGAUUUCAGCUUAUGAUUACCUUUGGUCUUAUGGCUGCCAAUAUUGUAGCUGGUAUAAAAAGUGGAUUUUCAUACAUUGACCCAGAAAAUGUCGGCUGGCGCCUGAUGUUUGGAUUUGCUGCAUUACCAGGAAUAAUUCAAUUCAUAGGCUUUAUGUUUUUGCCUGAGAGUCCUCGCUGGCUAUACGCAAAUAAAAAUAACGAAAAAACAACUUCAGUCUUAGAUCGAAUUUAUAGUGGAAAUAAAGAAUGGAUUGAAUAUGAAUUUGCUGAAAUAUCUGGAUGCGUUGAAAUGGAGAAGAAAUGCAAGGAGGAAAACGGUUCUUCCACAAUUUUGCGAGUUCUUACUACCCCUCAUGUGCGUAAAGCUUUAAUAAUUGGUGUUCUUCUUCAGGCAUUCCAACAGCUUUCUGGUAUCAAUACCAUUAUGUACUACACAGGAACUAUAAUUCAAUCGGCUGGAUUGAAAGAUAUUCGAUUAACAAUAUGGAUAACAGUUGGGAUUUCAGCUGUCAAUUUCUUCUCAACGUUCAUACCAAUGUAUUUCGUAGAAAGAGUGGGACGUCGAAAACUACUUUUUGUCUCAAUAGCAGGGGUUGCAAUUUCCUUAAUCGCAAUGGGCAUAUCUUUUUUGCUUAUCAAUACGGAUUCAGGAUACACUAUACCUCACGAUAAGAUAAUUGUUGAUUCUUCAGUUCAAAAUUACCAAGACUGCAAAUCUUAUAGUAACUGCGAUUAUUGCGUGACAGAUGAAAGGUGCGGAUACUGCCAUAUAACUGAUACUAAAUCUGGUUACUGUCUACCAUUUGAUCUAAUUGAUCAUGACAAAUCAUCAACAGGGCCAUGCAUGGAUAUGAAUAAUAUAACAAAUUUUACUUGGACAAGUUUACACUGUGCUACUCGAUUCACGAUUUUACCAAUCAUUGUAAUGGUCUGCUAUCUGGCAUUCUUUUCAAUUGGCUAUGCGCCAAUGCCUUGGGUACUAAAUGCAGAAUUUUAUCCAUUAUGGGCGCGCAGCACUUGCUGUUCGAUAAGCACGUUCUCUAACUGGUUAUUCAAUCUAAUUAUAUCGUUUACGUUUCUAUCACUCAGUCAAGCAGCGUCUAAAUUCGGAGCUUUCUUUAUCUAUGGUGCUUUAACGUUUAUUGCAUUUGUUAUUUUUUAUAUAAAUGUUCCAGAAACAAAAGGCUAUAAUAUUGAACAAAUUGAGACAUUAUUUAUGCCCAAAAAUAGACAAAAUAUAGUUAAAUCAGUGGAUGAUUUUGGUUAUAUUGGAGAGAAGGAUGAAGAACAUCAGAAAAUAGAUGAAAAACUUUGA